AUGCAUGUUCUUCUAAUAAACGAUGAUGGGCCUCCCAAUCUAAUGUCCUCUCCAUACGCCAAGUUUUUAGUGGAUGCUAUUAGGAAUCAUACAGACUGGGAACUGAGCAUUGUGGUGCCCUCGCAACAGAGAUCUUGGAUCGGUAAGGCUCAUUUUGCAGGCAAGGAGUUAACCGCUCAGUACUUGUACUCUGCUUUGAAUUGUCCUAUGGAUGACUCAUCUCAUGGCCCAUUUGCCAGUCCGGUAUCUCGUUAUCGUGAGGAUAAGAAUCUUCAGGAAUGGGUACUUAUAGACGGAACACCAGCAUCAUGUACCGAUAUUGGUGUUCAUCAUCUGUACAAAGAUAAACCCCCUGUUGAUUUGGUUCUCAGUGGGCCUAAUUACGGAAGGAACUCGACUGCUCUGUAUAUAAUGGCAAGUGGGACAUUAGGAGGUGCUCUGGAAGGGGCAUUGACCGGGAAAAGAGCUAUCGGUUUAAGUUAUUCUUUUUAUACCAGAGAUCAUGAUGCUAAAGUGUUAAAAAUUGCUUCCGAACUGAGUCUCAAGUUGAUUAAAUACCUCUAUAACAACUGGCAUCCUGAAGCUGAAUUGUAUUCCAUCAAUGUUCCCUUGAAAGACUCCUUAGGUCCUGAUACAAAGGCCAUAUUUGCCCCAAUCUUAGAAAAUAGAUGGGGCUCCGUCUUCACCAAAGUCAUUGAAUCGAAAAAGGACCUCCCAGAAGUAUCCGAUAUUGUUGAUGAAACUGUUGCGCAUAAAACCACUUUCAAAUGGACUCCCGACUUUGAUUCCGUCCAUACCAGCGUAAAGGAAAGUGUUGGUCUGAAUGAUGGUAAAGUCGUUGAGCAAGGUAAUAUCAGGUAUGUAACUAUUUUGCCUUUCUUCAGAGUAUUGUCUACUAACAAUUUAGUGUCACUCCACUUAAAGCAGUUUACAAGGGUGUUGACUCCAUUGAGGGUGAAAUUGAUUUCCAAUAAAUCGGUACUAUUGGUCACCUAUGACAAAAACUCUUACAUCUUCGACCCUUUGAUCAAUGCCAUGGAAAGAAAACUUCCCAAGGUGCCAGUAGUAAGUACUUUUCCUGAGAAGUACCACAAACUAGUUCAUUACGGCGAUUAUGAGGGACUGAACUUUGACAAGAUAGUGAGUGAGCCCUCAUACAAGGUUUGUUCUUAUAUCUAUAGAAAGGCGCUGAUUAGAAAGCACUAUCUAGCUAACACUGUUAAGGUUUACAAAACGAAGCACCCUGAGUCUAUUUUGGCUACCCAUGUACCCUUAUCGUACCAAUUGGAAUUAGACUAUGCAGAGUUUUUGGAUGAUGCCUUGGACGAGUAUUUAGAUUUGAGAGAGGAAUUGGAAGAGAAUGAGUCUUCAGGCUGUCACAAAACUUAUAUUCUGAAACCAAGUAUGAGCGAUAAGGCUCAGGGCAUUCGAAUUUUCAGAACUAUUGACGAAUUACAGGCAAUUUUUGAUUCAUUCGAAGAUGAAGCGUCUGAUGCCGAGGAAGAGGCCGAAGAGACUAACGAUGCUGCCUCAGACAAUCGCAUAAUCAUCUCUCAAUUGCGUCACUUUAUUGUUCAAGAGUAUGUUGACAAACCCUUGCUUCUGCCCCAAUAUAAUAAUAGGAAGCUACACAUUAGAACGUACAUUGUUGCCAAUGGGGACCUUGAGGUUUACGUAUUCGAAAAAAUGCUGUUGUUGUUUGCAAAUGAUCCCUAUGUUUCUCCCGAGAAGACUGAAAAAGAUGAAGAUGGAGUCUUUAUUUUGAAUGGCCAUUUAACAAAUACAUGCGCUCAGAAGACAGUCAUCACCGAUGAAAUCACAGAUGCUAACACCAAUGUCGUUGAACUGUGGAGCUCCAAGUUAACUGAAAACCAAAAGCAAAAGUUAUUUGGUCAAGUUAAGGAGAUCGUCAAAGAGCUUUUCAAAGCUGCAUUAUCUGUAGACAGAAUCAACUUUCAACCAUUAAGUAAUGCAUUUGAAGUUUUUGGGAUUGACUUUUUGGUGGAUGAAAAUUUCGAAUGUUCACUUCUAGAAGUCAACUCCUACCCCGAUUUCAAGCAAACGGGAGACGAUUUGAAGCAGAUAAUUUACCAGCUCUUUGAGGGGAUUGUGGAUCAAUGCAUCUCCCCGUUUUACUUUCCAGAUUCCAAGAAGAAAAACCCUCUCAUGCACAAGGUAUUGGACACUAAUACCGGUAGCUUAAGCUGA
Komagataella phaffii GS115 is the source of this 2208-nucleotide messenger RNA. RefSeq lists its product as uncharacterized. Gene Ontology annotation, cellular component: P-body. Bases 1 to 2208 code for a protein of 735 amino acids. NCBI's taxonomy places the organism in Eukaryota, Fungi, Ascomycota, Pichiomycetes, Pichiales, Pichiaceae. Gene Ontology annotation, biological process: protein modification process. The transcript is spliced from 2 exons. The record is from RefSeq and is a predicted model, not a curated record. Gene Ontology annotation, molecular function: hydrolase activity.